CCCCCAUUUAUGCCGAAGAAGCAUAGGAGAAAAAAACAGACCACGGGCGGGCUAUCUGCCCUAUCCUUCCCCAUAAAACAAUACCUGCCUGAUGCGUUUCUUAAUCUCACUAGAUCCACGGGGAAGCCGCUCUGGAAAACAGUCAAGACCACCCCCCUCCCUAAGGGAAAAAAACCUGCAUUGAUUGCGCACCGGGAGGGGGAGCAUAUAGCUAGUCUGAAAGCCGAGAUCUUACUUCCCAACUCCGUAGUCCUGGGGUUUUUGCAAUCCACCCAGCUUCAUGCAUUUCUAGAAACACACAGAUCUAUGUUUAUAUUUGAAAAAAAUGUAAAGGCUCCCGUGUACAUGGACGGCUUUUAUCUUCAGAGACUGAUGGCAUCCGCCGGCGGAUCACGAUCCAAAGGCUCCCGUGUUUUCUCGCUGGAAAAUGUUCCCCCAAAGAAAUGUUGGGAAACGACGGCAUGAAGUAAUAUUCAUGGAGCUGGAGAACAUUGUGGCAAACACGGUACUACUGAAAGCAAGAGAAGGAGGUGGAGGGAAGCGGAAGGGGAGGAGCAAGAAGUGGAAGGAGAUUCUGCGCUUUCCUCACAUCAGCCAGUGUGGGGAACUGGCGAGCGCCAUCGAGAGAGACUACUCCAGCCUGUGUGAGAAGCAGCCCAUUGGCAGACAGCUCUUCCGUCUUUACUGUGAGACCAGACCCAGGCUGAGGCGAUGUAUCCGUCUGCUGGACGCCAUGGACGAGUACGAGGUGACGCCGGACGAGAAGAGGAGGGCCCAUGGGGAGGAGAUUGUCCGGCGGUUCCUCACCAUGCAGGUAUCUGUUCGCCUAUGUGCUACACGGGACCUGCUCCCCGAAGUGCCUCCUCACUGCCCGCCUGCUCUCCCUUCCAGGACUCUCCAUGACUACCUGAGCGGCGUCCCCUUCACCGACUAUCAGGACAGCAUGUAUUUUGACCGUUUCCUGCAGUGGAAGAUGCUAGAACGGCAGCCAAUCACGAAAGACACAUUUCGACAGUACCGGGUUCUAGGAAAAGGUGGAUUCGGGGAGGUCUGUGCCUGUCAGGUACGCGCCACAGGAAAGAUGUACGCCUGCAAAAAGCUGGAGAAGAAGCGCAUCAAGAAGAGGAAGGGCGAGGCCAUGGCCCUCAACGAGAAGCGGAUCCUGGAGCAGGUGAACAGCAGAUUCGUGGUCAGCCUGGCGUAUGCUUAUGAGACCAAAGACGCCCUCUGUCUGGUGCUGACCAUUAUGAACGGUGGGGACCUCAAGUUCCACAUCUACAACAUGGGCACUCCAGGCUUCGAGAAGGAGAGGGUGCAGUUCUAUGCUGCUGAGAUCUGCUGUGGCCUGGAGCACCUGCAUAGGGAGAACAUCGUCUACAGGGACCUGAAGCCUGAGAAUAUCCUGUUAGAUGACAAUGGACACAUCCGGAUAUCGGAUCUGGGGCUGGCUAUCAAGGUGCCUGACAGCGAGCUGAUUCGGGGCCGAGUCGGGACCGUGGGAUACAUGGCCCCGGAGGUCAUCAAGAACGAGCGCUACGCCAUGAGCCCCGACUGGUGGGGCCUCGGCUGCCUGGUGUACGAGAUGACGGCCGGCCGCUCGCCCUUCCGCGCGCGUAAGGAGCGCGUCAAGAGGGAGGAGGUGGAGCACCGGGUGCUGGAGGAGCAGGAGGAGUACAACGACAAGUUCACUGAGGACACAGAGGCCUUCUGCAGGAUGCUGUUGACUAAAGAGCCAAAGCAGAGGUUGGGGUCAGGUGGGGCAGCGGACGUGAAGGCCCAACCCUUCUUUAAGAACAUCAACUUCAAGAGGCUGGAGGCUGGGAUGCUGGAACCUUCUUUUGUGCCAGAUCCCAGAGCCGUCUACUGCAAAGACGUCCUGGACAUUGAGCAAUUCUCCACCGUCAAGGGUGUCAACUUGGACCAGACUGACAAUGACUUCUACGUCAAGUUCAGCACCGGAAGCGUCUCUAUCCCAUGGCAGAAUGAGAUGAUCGAGACGGAGUGUUUCAAAGACCUGAACGUGUUCGGCCCGCAGGGGUCCCGCCCCCCCGACCUCGACUGGAACCUCCCCCCCGAGCCCCCCCGACGCAGCUUCUUGGAUAGGAUCUUGAGGCGAAAUCAUCUGGAUGUUUCCAUGGUCCAGAGCAAGGCCACAUCUUCCAGCGUGAACUCAGUAGACUCGAUAUCGAACUCUGUCCCCUAGUGACGAACCACGGUCCGGAAAUGAAGGCAAGUGCUCCAGGAAGACCCCGACGGGACAGGUUGUCGGAGCCGAGAGGAGGUGCGAGCCCGUGGGACUGCGGAGCGGCAGCAAGGGAACGGACUAGAUAUGCGCCCAAGAAAGACGCAAACGACAGACGUAACUCGUGUACCCUCAGGACUGCCGAAAUGGAAAAAAAGGUCGCCGAUGUUUAAAGAGAGGAAGAAUAUCAGGGCAUUGAUUUAAAAAAAGACCACUGCAGGGAAUAAAGUCUGUGUCCUUAAUAUUAUUAUAUUUUUUAUUAUUGUUGUUAUUAUUAAUAUGGUUCAUACUGUUUUUUUAAAUAUUUUAAGACGUUUAAAUAAAAGCGCGCACACACUCGCUUAACAAAGGCUAGUUUCGCCUUGCAUAAUCUCAGGCCAGAGAUUUUUAUUUUUUUGUUAUUAUUGUCAUUGGUGUUGUGGCUCCGUAUCAUGUACAUUUUUUUAAACACUGCAUAUGCUUUCAAAAAAAUUGUGACUCUUAACAGGUCGUCGUGGGAGCAGGUCAGCUGUUUGUUUAUGAUGAUGUCAUAGAGGGGAAAGAGUGGGAAGUCUGGGGAAUGGGGGAAAUGUGCACAGGCGAGACGCCACCUGAGAUUUAGGGGUGCUAGGGCAGUUUUAGGACGAGGCGAGAACUGGAGAGACUGACAGACAGUACUGGAGGAACUGGCAGAUGGAUCAGCGUGAAGUAACAGUGUCCCUCUGGCUGAGACCCGGAACCCUCUGGGCUAUAAGCUACCUGCGAGGGGGAGAGAGACGAGCCAAAUGGAAGAUGUCAGCCAAAAUAAAGACUCCAGACUUGAGUGAAAAUAAACACUUUUGACUGA
This is a messenger RNA of Paramormyrops kingsleyae, 3068 nucleotides long. The record is from RefSeq and is a predicted model, not a curated record. NCBI's taxonomy places the organism in Eukaryota, Metazoa, Chordata, Actinopteri, Osteoglossiformes, Mormyridae.